UUCUCACGCCAAAAGCGGUAUGACUCACCCGUCAAGCUUACUAUCAAUCAACCAUUCAUGCCACGCUUUCAUCAACAAAAGCCCCUUGUUGCAUCUCAUCGAAGCCAGCCAGCUCCUGCAUUUCCGUCCAUCAUGCUCAUUAAACUCGACGACCUCUCCCACCCGGAGACCCGCGCCCUCCUGGCCCUCCACAUCGCCGACCUCCAACGCAAAUCGCCCGCCGAGUCCUGCUACGUCCUCGACCUCACGGCCCUCCAGCAACCCGCUAUCUCCAUGUAUACGGCCUGGCACGGCCCGGAUCUCCUGGGAUGCGGCGCGCUCAAAGAGCUCUCCCCGACGGCGGGCGAGAUCAAGUCCAUGCGCACGGCGGCGGCGCAUCUCCGCAAGGGUGUGGCGCGCGCCCUCGUACAGCAUAUCAUUCGUGAGGCGCGGAGGAGGGGGUAUGUGUGGUUGAGUCUGGAGACGGGGACUGACAGCUCGUUUGCGGCGGCGAGGGAGUUCUAUGCUGGCCAGGGGUUUGAGGUCUGUGAGGCGUUUGGGGAUUAUGUGCCCCGUGCUGGGACUUGUUUCAUGAGGUUGAGGUUGGGUUGAUGUGGGUUAUUGGACGGAGAUUUAUUUGUGUUAAACAAUAGCAUAUCGCUGGAUAUUUGGGUAAUGGCGCCCGAGCCAGGCCGUGUUAAUAGUACUUGUGCAGGGUAUCAUACUCACAAAUUGGGGUGUAGGCAGUUACCUAGCGAAAAGAGAGCAGGUGUGAUCGCUGUGAAUGGGAGUAGCGCAUGUACGCUUGAAAUUUGAAGAGAACAAGCGCAACAAUUGUUCUGAAUGUACAU
Messenger RNA from Aspergillus brunneoviolaceus CBS 621.78, 830 nucleotides. Its product is annotated as GNAT family N-acetyltransferase. The transcript has a single exon. NCBI's taxonomy places the organism in Eukaryota, Fungi, Ascomycota, Eurotiomycetes, Eurotiales, Aspergillaceae. Bases 133 to 591 code for a protein of 152 amino acids. The record is from RefSeq and is a predicted model, not a curated record. Gene Ontology annotation, molecular function: acyltransferase activity, transferring groups other than amino-acyl groups.